Messenger RNA from Lactuca virosa, 717 nucleotides. NCBI's taxonomy places the organism in Eukaryota, Viridiplantae, Streptophyta, Magnoliopsida, Asterales, Asteraceae. The record is from the annotation of a GenBank genome assembly.
AUGAUCAAAUCAAAAAGUCCACUCCCAAAAAUGGCAAUAAAAGUUUUAUCAGCACUCGAUGCAGCAAAAACACAAUUUUACCACUUCAAAGCAAUCAUAAUCGCGGGAAUGGGCCUAUUUACAGAUAGUUAUGAUUUAUUUUGUAUCCCCGUAGUCAUGAGAAUGCUUGGAAGAAUUUAUUACCCCGAAAUCCAUCGAACCAUUGACCAAAGAAAAUGGUUCGAGGUCCCAUCCGUCAUUGCAUCCACUAUGAUUGGUGUUGCGUUAAUGGGGACGGUGAUCGGGCAGCUAGUUUUCGGGCGGCUUGGUGACCUUGUCGGGCGGCGCCACGUGUACGGCGUUUCGUUAAUAAUGAUGGUGGUGGGGUCCAUUGGGUGUGGUUUCUCGUUUUCAGUUUUGACUCCGAUGGUGUUUGUUAGUCUUGGAUUUUUUCGGUUUUUGCUUGGGGUGGGAAUUGGUGGGGAUUAUCCGUUAUCUGCCACGAUUAUGUCGGAGUUUGCUAAUAAGAGGACACGUGGAACGUUUAUUGCAGGUGUGUUUUCUAUGCAAGGGUUUGGGAUACUGUUGAGUUCGCUUAUUACAAUGAUUGUUUGCUACAUUUUUAGAGGUUUUAGUGAUAAUUUAAGAACGGUGUCGAAACUCCCGGAGUCAGAAACAACUGCACCGGUGUUGGGAAUGCAACAAAACAAGUUAAACACUUCUAAAAAAUUGAUAUAA